Messenger RNA from Rhizophagus irregularis DAOM 181602=DAOM 197198, 594 nucleotides. Lineage: Eukaryota; Fungi; Glomeromycota; Glomeromycetes; Glomerales; Glomeraceae. The record is from RefSeq and is a predicted model, not a curated record.
AUGGGCAAAAAUGCUAAAUCAAAAGCGAAAUUUAUUUGUUAUUAUCUUCUUAAUACUGGUGAAAUUUGUGGCAGGCGUAGUACUAGACCUGAAGGUUGUCGAUCACACUUCAAAGCUAAGAUGCGUCGGCCGUGCUCUGCUUGUAGAAGACCUACAAAGUUAGUUAAACCUACAGGGGUAGAUAAUGGCCUAUGUAGCUAUUGUAAUAAGAGCAAUUAUCAGAUCCAGCAUGUGAAUAUGCUUCGGGAUAAGGCCCAGAUGUUCGAUCUGUAUACUUCUGAGAUAAGACUUAGAGGCGUCGCCCUAAAGGGCUUUGCCUACUCAUACUUAUUCUCCUAUAUCGAACGCGCAUUCGUCAUUGCUCUGCUCCUCCUCAUGCUUGUUCUCUCUUGCUACCUAUGUGGUAUGCUAUUGGGAGGCAAUUUGUAUAUCAUUUCUUGCGUACAUGCUCCACUUUGCUCCGCAGACUUCGUAAACAUUAUGUUCGCCCUAGAGAAUUUGGCAUCUGAACAGGAUAAAUCUCACUUCUUUGAGCAUUCAGAAUUUGUCCAGAAUUUUGUUAUGUCCAGAAUUUGUACAGUUCAAAUUGUCUGA